AUGAAGAUGAAAUUGGUAGACCAAGUGGUGCGGAGUUUCCGCGUUGCAAAGGUUUUUCGAGAAAAUACAGACAAAAUAAAUAGUAUCGAUUUCUCACCGACUGGAGAGACUCUGAUAUCAUGUAGCGAGGAUGACCAAAUUGUUAUAUACGAUUGCGAAAAAGGAACCCAAAUUCGAACAGUUAACAGCAAGAAAUACGGAGUAGAUCUAAUACAUUUUACUCAUGCAAAAAACACUGCCAUUCAUAGUUCAACUAAAGUCGACGACACGAUUCGAUAUCUAUCCCUACAUGACAAUAAAUAUAUUAGGUAUUUUCCGGGACACACCAAAAAAGUAGUAUCUCUUUGUUUAUCUCCUGUAGAGGAUACAUUUUUGUCUGGAUCAUUAGACAAAACACUGAGAUUGUGGGACUUGCGAUCUGCAAAUUGCCAAGGGUUAAUGCAUUUAUCAGGAAGACCAGUGGCUGCAUAUGAUCCAGAGGGACUGAUUUUUGCUGCAGGUGUUAAUUCAGAAAGUAUAAAACUAUAUGACCUGAGAUCAUUUGAUAAGGGUCCCUUUGUGACGUUCAAACUAACACAAGAAAAAGAGUGUGACUGGACAGGUUUGAAAUUCUCCAGAGACGGAAAAACUAUCCUUAUUAGCACAAAUGGAUCAAUUAUUAGACUGAUUGAUGCUUUCCAUGGCACUCCUCUACAAACUUUCACAGGCCAUCUUAACAAUAAGGGUAUUCCCAUUGAGGCAUCUUUCAGUCCAGACUCUCAAUUUAUAUUUAGUGGAUCAACUGAUGGAAGAGUUCAUGUUUGGAACGCAGACACAGGAUAUAAAGUUUGUGUGUUGAAUGCUGACCAUCCAGGCCCAGUUCAAUGUGUGCAAUUCAAUCCAAAGUACAUGAUGUUGGCUUCUGCUUGUACAAACAUGGCGUUCUGGCUGCCUGCCAUGGAAGAUACAUAAAAGUAAAAAACUUCAAAAAUGUCCAGGAACUAAUGUUAAUUUUUCUUCAAGUGAGAUUAGAUUGUAGUCUGUUGUUCCAAGUUUUACAUGUAAAAUAUUUGUAUAUCUUUUUAAAAAUUGGGGAAAAUAUUUUGCAAUAUUUUUCAUUGGAAAAACAAGUAUAUUAUUAAAAUUUGUUGGAAUAUAAUCUGUAAGAAAAUAAGAAAGUUAGUGCUUCUUUGUAAGUAUAAGAUGCCUUAGAUAUGAGAUCCAAUUAUUUAAAGCUGAAUUUUUGGUAAUUUUUGUUUUCAAAAUGAACAAUAUUUUGGUACAUUGUGGCUCUACAGUACUUCGUAGGCCGUAGCCUGCUUCAGCACAUCCUUCCAUUUGUGUCUAUCAAAUUCCUUUCUUCUCCUUUUUCUGCCAAUUGUUUUGAGAUCCUUUUCCACAUCGUCGAGAUAUGUUAGUCUAGCUCUUCCUCGAGUUCUACUUUCUACUGGGUUUUGGAACAAAUAUUCUGGUGAGGUUUCCAGGUUUCCUUAUAGGGUCUGUAUAGUUAUAUCGUUUAUACCAUAUACAAUUUUCAUUUCUCACACUGUAUAUUGUUGGCUUACUGCCAAAAUAAGCUAACUCCACUUUUUGUUGAUUCCGAGUUAAGUACUUCUUUAUACUUUGAAAAUUCUCUGAGAAUGUACUGACAAAACCAAAUAUGUCCAAACAGAUUUUAAAUAUGGGAAACACAAGAGGCUCAAAAAAACUAACUCCAAUGAUGACACAUUAUUCAGAAGAUAAAAGCAUCAGAUAUAAUAGGCCUCUUAAGCAGAACACAUCAAUAUAUCUAUGAAAGUAUUGACAUUGUGGUCUACUAUGACUUUAUUAUUAUUUUUGAAUAUUGCACAAUUUUAUUAUAUUAAUCUUUUAUGUCUGAAAAUAUUUUACAGUGUUCUUUUGUAAAUGUGCAAAUGAACCAGCUAUUGGUCACACUGUUCCAGUUAUUGACACGAUAUAUAUUAGUGAUUGGCCAUAAUUUUUUAAAGUGAUAUUUUACCACUUAAAUACUAAGUUAAGAUAGGUAGGUAGAUAGGUACCUACCUAUUUGGGUAAGCAAGGAUUUUGUAAUGAGCGUGAACACAAAAAAGAGCAUGUCAAAGUACUUUUAUUUUUUAUUCUGACAAGAUUCGCAAACAUACUUGAUCUGUAUCCCCAUAGAAUCUUGUUAUGCAAGUCACAUGAUAUGUUCUUAGACACAUUGACAUCUAAUGCCUUCUUUACACUCUGUAAUAUUUAGUACACAUAGGUAUCACACACGUUUAGAAACUUUAAAAUCUGAUGAAAUGUUUGAUACCAAGUUUGUAUUUUUAAAGGGCGAAAGAAUGUUUGAUACAGAGUUUUGAUUUUCAAAGUGUGAAAGAAUGUUUGAUAAUAAAUUAUCAGAUAAAAUUGUAAUUUUUGUUGAGGAAUGUUUUGUAUCUCAAAUAAUUUUCGUUUUUGUACAUUUUUUUUCUUAGUGUGGACUAGUAUUAAGAAAUAUUUUUGGAGAUCAUUUUGAUUAAAUAGAUUAAAAAUAGUCGUGAAUAGAUUUGGUGACUCAUGAAACUUUGGAUUUAGUAACAGUUAUUUUUAAAAUAUGGAACUUGGUUACAAUUUGAAAACUAAAAUUGCUGAUAUAUUUACACAAUUUUUCAAAACGAUAUCACUGUAUUGUCUCUUACUUUCCACUGGCAUUAUAAAUGCCAGUAAAAUAUGGCGAUAUUGCAAAAAAGAUUUUUUCCAAUGAGAAAAGGUGGCUGCGAUUGCAAUUUUGAAGUACUAUGAAUGAAAAUUUAAGAUGAAAUUUGUAAAAUGUAUUUGAACUGUCAAAAUACGUUUAGAUUAGUUUUUAGACUUCGUAUUUAGUGUCUUUACUGCAGUUAAUUACGUUUUUUGUGUAUAUAGAAAUAAUUUAGUAAAUUUUUUACUGCACCUUUAUAUAUAAUUUAAAUAAAAUAUUAAAUUAU
Diabrotica balteata is the source of this 2927-nucleotide messenger RNA. NCBI's taxonomy places the organism in Eukaryota, Metazoa, Arthropoda, Insecta, Coleoptera, Chrysomelidae. The record is from the annotation of a GenBank genome assembly.